Messenger RNA from Ascoidea rubescens DSM 1968, 828 nucleotides. It is a transcript of the gene HEM4, whose product is annotated as uroporphyrinogen-III synthase HEM4. Gene Ontology annotation, biological process: uroporphyrinogen III biosynthetic process. The transcript has a single exon. The record is from RefSeq and is a predicted model, not a curated record. Gene Ontology annotation, molecular function: uroporphyrinogen-III synthase activity. The coding region runs from base 1 to 828 and encodes 275 amino acids. NCBI's taxonomy places the organism in Eukaryota, Fungi, Ascomycota, Saccharomycetes, Ascoideales, Ascoideaceae.
AUGGCCUCGACAUUUCUCCUUCUCAAGAACAAGACUGUCGCCAGGGACAAAUACCAGCUGUUGUUCGAGCAGUAUUUUUGCCCUCGCAGUGUGGGCUUCUUGCCCUUGAUCCAACAUGUCUACAUUGCCAAUGACUGUCUCUGGAGCUAUCUCCUCUGCGACGACUUUCUUGCUGGUGCUCUUGCUAUUGUGAUAACCAGCCAGAGAGCUGUGGAGGCUAUCCAUGAAGCGAUUGCAACUCACUCCUUGUCCUACGACAGCAGGCUAGAGACUGUGUUCAACAAGACAGUCUAUGCUGUGGGGCCUGCGACAGCUGAGUUGCUUCAUACCUGUGGCUUUAAGAACAUUAAAGGAGGAUAUGAUGCUGGAAACAGCGACGUUUUGUCUGACAUUGUCAUUGAUAACGAGUCCCUCAGGAGCGAUUACAAAGAGAAGAAUGUCGUCUUCUUUACUGGAGAAAAGAGAAAGGAUAUAUUGCCUAAAAAGCUUCGGAAGUUUGGCUUCAAUUUGAUUGAAUAUGUCGUUUACAAGACCAUACCAAUUUCCCCAGAAAACACUUCGAGAGAAUUCAACCACUAUGUUGAUUGCAAUAUCAACCAUUCUCAUCCAAACACAGACCAUUGGUUCAUCUUCUUUUCACCCCAGGGUGUUUCAGAAAUAUUGGACUACUUGAAAAAUAACCAAAAUAAAAACUUCAAAAUUGCUUCCAUUGGCCCAACAACUCAAAUGUUUUUACUUCAAAAUGGGAUACUGCCUCAUGUCAUUGCUCCAAAACCUGAACCUGUUUCUCUUUGUCAGUCAAUACAAGAAUACAUUCGUAACCAGUGA